Acanthochromis polyacanthus (spiny chromis) is the source of this 1927-nucleotide messenger RNA. RefSeq names its product protein phosphatase 1, regulatory subunit 8a (gene ppp1r8a). Bases 82 to 1134 code for a protein of 350 amino acids. Gene Ontology annotation, molecular function: protein binding; mRNA binding; protein serine/threonine phosphatase inhibitor activity. Gene Ontology annotation, cellular component: nuclear speck. The transcript has 7 exons. Lineage: Eukaryota; Metazoa; Chordata; Actinopteri; Pomacentridae. The record is from RefSeq and is a predicted model, not a curated record.
UAAAAUAAACUACAGUCCCCAUAGUCUGUCUGUUCAGUCCUCAGUUUCCCAGCAUUCAAUGGAAAAAACAAGUGGGUGAAGAUGGCAGCAAAGCUGAACAGCCACACGCCUACUUUUGACUGUCCGUCCUGGGCAGGAAAGCCUCCCCCUGGACUUCACCUGGAUGUGGUGAAAGGAGACAAGCUAGUGGAGAAGCUGAUAAUUGAUGAAAAGAAGUGUUACCUGUUCGGGAGGAACCCAGAUGUGUGCGACUUCACAAUCGACCAUCAGUCCUGCUCACGCGUCCAUUCAGCUCUGGUUUACCACAAGCACCUGAAGAGAGUCUUCAUCAUAGACCUCAACAGCACACAUGGGACUUUUCUGGGACGAAUCCGUCUGGAACCACACAAGCCCCAACAGGUCCCAUUGGACUCCACCAUGUCAUUUGGGGCAUCUACAAGAGUCUACAUUCUUAGAGAAAAACCCCAGACCCAAGGCAGCGCCGCACCGGGAGAGCUGAAGGCAGGGGAGGAUGAAGAGCUGAAAGGCCUGCUGGGAUUGCCUGAAGAGGAGACUGAACUAGAUAACCUGACUGAGUUCAACACCGCCCACAACAAGCGCCUCUCAACCCUAACCAUCGAGGAGGGCAACCUCGACAUCCCCAGGCCCAAGAGACGGAGGAGGAGUUCUCAUGUGUCCUUCAGUGAUGAAGAGGAAGUCAUUAAUCCAGAGGAUAUUGAUCCCUCUGUUGGACGCUUCAGGAACAUGAUUCAGUCAGCAGUUGUCCCAAUAAAGAAAAAGAAGAUGGAAGAUCAUGGCUCACUGGGCCUGGAGGCUGCUGUACGUAGGAUGCAAAGCCUGCCAGUCAGUGGAGGUCUGUAUGGGGACCUUCCUCCCACCAGCCAUGAGGGAGCCACCCACCACCACCCUGUGGCCCAGGGGGCUGCAACCGUCCUGGGGGGUUUGCCUCUGCUGCUCCCUAACCUCGCUCCUGAGGUGGAUGUGACGCCCACCGCAGCAGAGCCACCCGUCACCUUGAACGGCACCCCAGCUCCAGGGCCGUACGCUGCAGAGCCUUUGAAUGAACCAUGCAAAAAGAAAUACGCCAAAGAGGCCUGGCCUGGGAAGAAGCCUGCCCCGUCGCUGCUCAUAUAGAAGACCUCAGGUGACACACAGCCUUCUUCUUCUGGCAGCCACAUUUCAAGUCCACACUGAGCCAUCUCCACAGUAUAAAGUGCUAAUUUCAUUUUCCACGUCAGUGAUCCACCGUAUUUUCUGCUAGCACUGGCUUGAUAACUAGCUUUCAACACAUUUUUGUCCAGUCUGAUUUAUAACCCAUAAGUUGCUUUUGUGCUCUUAGUUUGAAUCCAUUGAGCCAAAGUUUCAGCGUCCUGUCCUCGUCUAUCCGAGCACAAUAAAACCACAAAUGAAAAAGCAUUGGAUUUACCCAGUAGCUCAUCUUAAUGAGGGAGCAAAAAGCUUGCUGGAGCCUGUAGUGAUGUACAGCAAAUACCUUACUGUGCUGUAAAAGCAAAAAACAAAAAUAAAAAUAAUGAAGCAAAAUGUAAUACAGGCCAUAUGUUAGUCAAGCAUGGAAGCCCUUUAAAAAUCUGGAGGCCUUACCUGGUGGUGAUAAAUUACUGUGUCACAACAAUGAUAUCUGGAUCUGAUCUUGAGAAACGUCUCUCAUAAUCAGGAGAUAAUGUACAAUUGAAUACGAGACAGGAACUAGCAGCUGCCUCUCCAGAUUCUGUGCAACUUUUUUUUCUUUAAGGCUCGUGUCCGGGGUUUGAAUCGCAGCGUCUCCCAAAACACUGUUGGUCCCUCCCUCUGAUUUCGCCCCUUUAUUUGUGCACACGCAGUACCUGAGAGAAGUGCCCGGAGUGCUGCAGCAUCUCGCCUGUUUUGCUGUUUUCCACUCUUCUACAUUUAGUACAUUUAGUAAAUA